AUGGACGAGAAUGGUAACUCAAAUAAUGCAACCAAGAACAAGAGGAAACUGCCUCUCUCAGUUUUCUUCAAAGAUGCAAGACAUGUUUUCAAGAUGGAUUCCCUUGCUAAGGAGAUACUUGGGAUUGCAUUCCCAUCUGCACUGGCUGUUGCUGCUGAUCCCAUUGCUUCUCUUAUAGACACUGCAUUCAUCGGCCACUUGGGGCCGGUGGAACUUGCUGCUGCAGGAGUUUCCAUUGCUUUGUUCAACCAAGCUUCAAGGAUUACCAUCUUCCCUCUGGUUAGCAUCACAACUUCAUUCGUGGCAGAGGAAAAUACUAUUGAAAAAAUCAGUACCACAGCAGCAGAAAAGCAGUUCACUGAGAACAUUAAGGCCAAGUCUAAUGAAGUCAUUCCCGAUGAUCAUUUGCUUCAAGACAUAGAAAAGGGUGCAUGCAAAGAGAACAAUGAGGAUUCAACAGAAUCUUCUGCUGCAAGAGGUGAUACACCAAACGAGCUUGUACCAAAAAGUUCUGUACCUGAGAAUGUGGAAGUGGAUGGUACUUUGAAAACUGAGGCAAAUAAUGGAGACGAUUGCAACACAAAUAUAGGCAAGUCAGGCUCAAUUACUAAUAGUAGCAAUAAGAGUAUAUCAAAAGCUGGAAGUAAAAGAAGACACAUUGCUUCAGCAUCAACAGCACUACUUUUUGGCUCAGUGCUUGGCCUCCUUCAAGCUGCAACACUUAUAUUUGCAGCCAAACCUCUAUUAGGUGCAAUGGGUCUGAAACCUGAUUCUCCUAUGCUAGUCCCAGCAGUAAAAUACUUGAGAUUGAGAUCCUUAGGUGCUCCUGCUGUGCUUCUCUCAUUGGCCAUGCAAGGAAUCUUUAGAGGGUUCAAGGACACAACAACUCCUUUAUAUGUCAUUGUUUCGGGGUAUGCAUUGAAUGUUGCUUUGGAUCCAAUACUUAUCUUCUACUGCAAAUUGGGCAUCAAAGGUGCAGCCAUUUCACAUGUGCUAUCUCAGUACAUGAUGGCAUUAGCCCUCUUGUUGAUUUUAAUGAGAAAAGUUGAGCUCCUACCUCCAAGUAUUAAGGAUUUGCAGAUUUUCAGGUUUCUUAAAAAUGGAGGUUUGUUGUUGGCCAGAGUAGUAGCAGUAACAUUCUGUCAAACUUUAGCAGCUUCACUGGCAGCAAGGUUUGGCCCAAUUCCAAUGGCUGCAUUCCAAACUUGCCUGCAGGUGUGGCUGACAUCUUCCCUUCUUGCUGAUGGUUUGGCUGUUGCUGUACAGGCAAUUCUAGCUUGUUCCUUUGCUGAGAAAGAUUAUGGAAAGGUGAUUGUGGUUGCAACACGAACACUGCAAAUGAGUUUUAUUUUAGGAGUGGGACUUUCUCUUGCAGUUGGAGUUGGAUUGUACUUUGGAGCUGGAAUCUUUUCCAAAAGUGCUCUUGUUGUGCACUUAAUUAGGAUAGGCCUACCGUUUGUUGCUGCCACACAACCAAUAAACUCAUUAGCGUUUGUCUUUGAUGGUGUCAACUAUGGGGCAUCUGAUUUUGCAUAUGCUGCAUACUCCUUGGUCACAGUGUCGUUGGUAAGCGUUGCUUCAUUGUUCCUUCUCUCUAAGAGCAAAGGUUUCGUUGGGAUCUGGAUUGCACUAACCAUCUAUAUGAGUCUUCGCAUGUUUGCUGGCAUAUGGAGGAUGGGAACAGGAACAGGACCUUGGCGUUUUCUCAGACGUCGCUCAUUCUCUUGA
Molecule: messenger RNA, 1728 nt
Organism: Abrus precatorius (Indian licorice)
Lineage: Eukaryota; Viridiplantae; Streptophyta; Magnoliopsida; Fabales; Fabaceae
Product: protein DETOXIFICATION 43
Exons: 12
Coding region: 1-1728 (575 amino acids)
Biological process (GO): transmembrane transport
Cellular component (GO): membrane
Molecular function (GO): antiporter activity; citrate transmembrane transporter activity; xenobiotic transmembrane transporter activity
Source: RefSeq, a predicted model, not a curated record